Eptesicus fuscus (big brown bat) is the source of this 987-nucleotide messenger RNA. RefSeq names its product olfactory receptor-like protein DTMT. Lineage: Eukaryota; Metazoa; Chordata; Mammalia; Chiroptera; Vespertilionidae. Gene Ontology annotation, cellular component: membrane. Gene Ontology annotation, molecular function: olfactory receptor activity; G protein-coupled receptor activity. The transcript has 2 exons. Gene Ontology annotation, biological process: G protein-coupled receptor signaling pathway. The record is from RefSeq and is a predicted model, not a curated record. The coding region runs from base 1 to 945 and encodes 314 amino acids.
AUGACAGGAAGAAAUCAAACUGUCAUCUCAUACUUCUUCCUCCAGGGCCUGCUGGUUGAGCCAGAGCAGCAAAACCUAUUCUAUGCCCUGUUUCUGGCCAUGUAUCUUACUACCUUCCUGGGGAACCUCCUCAUCAUUUUCCUGAUUCGCCUGGACUCUCAGCUCCACACGCCCAUGUAUUUGUUUCUCAGCAAUUUGUCUUUGUCUGAUAUCUGUUUCUCUUCAGUGACCAUUCCCAAAUUGUUGCACAACAUGCAGAGCCAAGACCCAUCCAUCCCCUAUGCCGGCUGCCUGACCCAGAUGUACUUUUACCUGUUUUUUGCAGACCUGGAGAGCUUUCUCCUUGUGGCCAUGGCCUAUGACCGCUAUGUGGCCAUCUGCUUCCCCCUGCACUACACCACCAUCAUGAGCCCCAAGCUCUGCCUGUCUAUGUUGGCGCUGGCCUGGGGAGUGACCACGUUCCAUGCCAUGUUACACACUCUGCUCAUGGCCAGGUUAUGUUUUUGUGCCGACAAUGUGAUUCCUCACUUUUUCUGUGACAUGUCUGCUGUGCUGAAGCUGUCCUGCUCUGACACUCGAGUCAAUGAGUUGGUGAUAUUUAUCACGGGAGGGCUUAUUCUUGUCAUCCCUUUCCUACUCAUCAUCACGUCCUAUGCACGAAUUGUAUCAUCCAUCCUCAAGGUUCCUUCUGCUAGAGGUAUCCGCAAGGCCUUCUCCACCUGUGGCUCCCACCUGGCUGUGGUGUCACUGUUCUAUGGGACAGUUAUUGUUCUCUAUUUAUUCCCAUCAGCUGACAAUUCUACUGUGAAGGAGAUGGUCAUGGCUAUGAUGUACACUAUGUUGACGCCCAUGCUGAACCCUUUCAUCUACAGCCUGAGGAACAGAGACAUGAAGGGAGCCCUGGGGAGAGUCUUUUGUAAAAAGAAAAUUUUCUUCUUUACAUGAUGAAAUGAAGAUUUGCUAUGUGAAGAACCCCAUCCAGCUGAG